AUGGCUGAAAAGCAGAAGCACGAUGGCCGGGUGAAGAUCGGACACUACGUCCUGGGGGACACCCUGGGGGUCGGCACCUUCGGAAAAGUGAAAAGUGGGGGAACAUCAGCUGACCGGACAUAAAGUGGCUGUGAAGAUCUUGAACAGACAGAAGAUCCGUAAUUUGGACGUGGUCGGGUAAAAUCAAGCGUGAAAUCCAGAACCUCAAGUUAUUCCGGCACCCUCACAUAAUCAAGCUGUACCAGGUGAUCAGCACUCCAACCGACUUCUUCAUGGUGAUGGAGUACGUCGCCGGAGGAGAGUUUAUUCGACUAUAUAUGCAAACAUGGCCGGGUGGAAGAAACCCGAGGCCCGGCGUCUGUUCCAGCAGAUCCUGUCAGCCGUGGAUUACUGCCACCGUCAUAUGGUGGUUCACCGGGACCUGAAGCCUGAGAACGUCCUGCUGGAUGCACACAUGAAUGCCAAGAUUGCUGACUUUGGUCUCUCUAAUAUGAUGUCAGAUGGAGAGUUUCUCCGGACCAGUUGCGGAUCCCCGAAUUAUGCCGCUCCAGAAGUUAUAUCAGGAAGAUUGUAUGCUGGUCCCGAGGUGGAUAUUUGGAGCUGCGGGGUGAUCCUCUACGCCCUACUCUGCGGGACGCUGCCAUUUGAUGACGAACAUGUCCCCACCCUAUUCAAAAAAAUCAGAGGAGGAGUUUUCUACAUCCCAGAAUACCUGAACCGUUCCGUCGCUACUUUAUUAAUGCACAUGCUACAGGUCGAUCCUCUGAAACGCGCCACUAUCAAAGACAUCAGAGAACACGAAUGGUUCAAGCAAGACCUUCCCAGCUACUUGUUCCCGGAGGACCCCAACUACGACGCCAAUGUUAUCGAUGAUGAGGCGGUGAAGGAGGUGUGUGAGAAGUUCGAAUGUACGGAGUCGGAGGUGAUGAACAGCCUGUACAGUGGUGACCCUCAGGACCAGCUCGCCGUGGCCUACCAUCUGAUCAUAGACAACCGGAGGAUAAUGAACCAGGCCAGCGAGUUCUACCUCGCCUCCAGCCCACCGACCGGCUCCUUCAUGGACGACAUGCAUAUCCCCCCUGGCAUCAAACCGCACCCGGAGAGGAUGCCACCCCUGGUGGCGGACAGCCCCAAGGCCCGGUGCUCUCUGGAUGCCCUGAACACUACCAAACCCAAACCACUAGCUGUGAAAAAAGCCAAGUGGCACCUGGGAAUCCGCAGCCAGAGCAAACCUCAUGACAUCAUGGCGGAGGUCUACCGGGCGAUGAAGCAGCUGGACUUCGAAUGGAAGGUGGUAAACCCGUAUCACCUGCGGGUACGGAGAAAGAACCCCGUGACGGGGAAUUACGUGAAGAUGAGCCUGCAGCUCUACCAGGUGGACAAUCGCAGUUAUCUUCUGGACUUCAAAAGCAUCGAUGAUGAAUUGAUGGAUCACAAGUCCGGCUCCUCCUCUCUGCAUCGCUCCUGCUCAGGGGCGGGUCUUCACCGCCCGAGGCUGAGCAUCGACUCCACCAUGUCCGACUCCCAGAGCGGCUCUCUCUAUGGCUCCCUUUCUGGCUCCUUCUCAUUGGCCAGUCCGCGGAUUGGUAGCCACACCAUGGAUUUCUUUGAAAUGUGUGCCAGUCUCAUUACAACGUUAGCUCGCUAA
Staurois parvus is the source of this 1648-nucleotide messenger RNA. NCBI's taxonomy places the organism in Eukaryota, Metazoa, Chordata, Amphibia, Anura, Ranidae. The record is from the annotation of a GenBank genome assembly.